Homo sapiens (human) is the source of this 22920-nucleotide messenger RNA. It is a transcript of the gene SRGAP1, whose product is annotated as SLIT-ROBO Rho GTPase activating protein 1. Gene Ontology annotation, molecular function: GTPase activator activity; small GTPase binding. Gene Ontology annotation, biological process: signal transduction. The coding region runs from base 118 to 3375 and encodes 1085 amino acids. The transcript is spliced from 22 exons. NCBI's taxonomy places the organism in Eukaryota, Metazoa, Chordata, Mammalia, Primates, Hominidae. The record is from RefSeq and is marked reviewed.
CGGCGCUGCCUCUGGAUUGCCUGCGUGUGGGAGUACAACUCUGCCUCUCCAAGGAGAACGGGUUGUGACCACUGAACAAAACUUGCCCAUUGAAAGCAAACCCGGAACAGCUGGAUAAUGUCCACCCCGAGCCGAUUCAAGAAGGACAAAGAGAUCAUAGCCGAGUAUGAAAGUCAAGUCAAAGAAAUUCGAGCUCAACUGGUAGAACAACAAAAAUGCCUGGAGCAGCAAACGGAGAUGCGAGUUCAGCUUCUCCAGGAUCUGCAAGAUUUCUUCCGAAAAAAAGCUGAAAUUGAGACGGAAUAUUCCCGGAAUCUAGAGAAGUUAGCAGAAAGGUUCAUGGCAAAAACAAGAAGCACUAAGGAUCAUCAACAAUACAAGAAAGACCAGAACCUGUUGUCUCCAGUGAACUGCUGGUAUUUGCUCCUGAACCAAGUAAGGAGAGAAAGCAAAGACCAUGCAACCUUGAGUGACAUCUAUCUGAACAAUGUGAUUAUGCGGUUCAUGCAGAUAAGUGAGGAUUCUACCAGGAUGUUUAAAAAGAGCAAAGAGAUUGCAUUCCAACUUCAUGAGGAUUUAAUGAAGGUUCUUAAUGAGCUUUAUACGGUGAUGAAAACAUACCAUAUGUAUCAUGCAGAGAGCAUCAGUGCAGAGAGCAAGCUGAAAGAGGCCGAAAAACAAGAGGAAAAGCAAAUUGGGAGAUCUGGUGAUCCAGUCUUCCAUAUUCGACUAGAGGAGAGACAUCAACGGCGAAGCUCUGUAAAGAAAAUUGAAAAAAUGAAAGAAAAAAGACAAGCAAAAUAUUCAGAAAAUAAGCUAAAAUCAAUUAAGGCACGGAACGAAUAUCUCCUAACACUUGAAGCCACCAAUGCCUCAGUUUUCAAGUACUAUAUUCAUGAUCUUUCUGAUUUAAUUGAUUGCUGUGAUCUUGGCUACCAUGCAAGUCUGAACAGAGCCCUAAGAACAUAUCUGUCUGCGGAGUACAACCUUGAAACCUCCAGACAUGAGGGCUUAGACAUUAUUGAGAAUGCAGUUGAUAAUUUAGAGCCCAGGAGCGAUAAGCAGAGAUUCAUGGAGAUGUACCCUGCUGCGUUCUGUCCACCAAUGAAGUUUGAGUUUCAGUCUCACAUGGGUGAUGAGGUGUGCCAGGUCAGUGCCCAGCAGCCAGUCCAGGCAGAGCUCAUGCUCAGGUACCAACAGUUGCAGUCCCGCCUUGCCACGCUCAAAAUCGAGAAUGAAGAGGUUAAGAAAACGACUGAAGCCACCUUGCAGACGAUACAAGAUAUGGUCACCAUCGAGGACUAUGAUGUUUCUGAAUGCUUCCAGCACAGUCGUUCCACAGAAUCAGUGAAGUCCACUGUCUCUGAAACCUACCUGAGUAAACCCAGCAUCGCCAAGAGAAGAGCCAACCAGCAGGAAACUGAACAGUUCUACUUCAUGAAACUCAGAGAAUAUUUGGAAGGCAGUAAUCUCAUCACAAAACUUCAAGCCAAACAUGACUUGCUGCAGAGGACCCUGGGAGAAGGUCAUAGAGCUGAAUAUAUGACUACAAGGCCUCCAAAUGUUCCCCCUAAGCCCCAGAAACACAGGAAGUCCAGGCCCCGCUCACAGUAUAAUACUAAGUUGUUUAAUGGGGAUUUGGAAACAUUCGUCAAGGACUCAGGACAGGUUAUUCCCCUCAUUGUGGAAAGCUGUAUUCGGUUCAUCAAUCUCUAUGGUCUUCAGCAUCAGGGGAUUUUCAGAGUGUCUGGUUCCCAGGUGGAAGUCAAUGAUAUUAAAAAUUCAUUUGAGAGAGGUGAAAAUCCUUUGGCUGAUGACCAGAGUAACCAUGAUAUUAACUCAGUUGCUGGCGUUCUGAAGCUCUAUUUCCGUGGGCUGGAAAACCCCCUCUUUCCUAAGGAAAGAUUUAACGAUCUGAUUUCUUGUAUCAGAAUAGAUAAUCUCUAUGAGAGGGCGCUUCACAUCCGCAAACUCCUCCUGACUUUGCCCAGGUCGGUCCUUAUAGUGAUGAGGUACCUCUUUGCCUUCCUCAAUCAUCUAUCACAGUACAGCGAUGAGAAUAUGAUGGACCCUUAUAACCUGGCCAUUUGCUUUGGCCCAACAUUGAUGCCUGUCCCAGAAAUACAGGAUCAAGUGUCUUGCCAGGCACAUGUGAAUGAAAUUAUCAAAACCAUCAUCAUCCACCAUGAGACUAUUUUCCCAGAUGCUAAAGAGCUGGAUGGCCCUGUUUAUGAGAAAUGUAUGGCUGGAGAUGACUAUUGCGACAGCCCAUACAGUGAGCACGGUACAUUGGAGGAAGUGGACCAAGAUGCUGGUACAGAGCCCCACACAAGUGAAGAUGAAUGUGAGCCAAUAGAAGCAAUAGCCAAGUUUGACUAUGUUGGGCGGUCUGCCAGAGAACUAUCCUUCAAGAAGGGUGCCUCCCUGCUGCUGUAUCACCGUGCAUCUGAGGACUGGUGGGAAGGCAGGCACAACGGGAUUGACGGGCUGGUGCCUCACCAGUAUAUAGUGGUGCAGGAUAUGGAUGAUACGUUUUCAGACACUCUGAGCCAAAAAGCCGACAGUGAGGCCAGCAGUGGGCCAGUCACGGAAGACAAGUCCUCAUCCAAGGACAUGAACUCCCCGACAGACCGUCAUCCUGACGGCUAUUUAGCCAGGCAACGAAAAAGAGGAGAGCCACCCCCUCCAGUAAGGCGUCCUGGCAGGACCAGUGAUGGCCAUUGCCCGCUCCACCCUCCACAUGCCCUUUCUAACUCCUCAGUUGACCUAGGGUCCCCAAGCCUUGCCAGUCACCCCCGGGGCCUGCUGCAGAACCGUGGCCUCAACAAUGACAGUCCUGAGCGGAGGCGCAGGCCUGGCCAUGGCAGCCUGACCAACAUCAGCCGGCACGACUCCCUCAAGAAGAUCGACAGCCCUCCCAUUAGAAGGUCCACGUCAUCAGGGCAAUACACGGGCUUCAAUGACCACAAGCCACUGGACCCAGAGACAAUUGCUCAGGAUAUUGAAGAAACGAUGAACACAGCUUUGAAUGAACUCCGAGAACUGGAGAGACAGAGCACAGCAAAGCAUGCCCCUGAUGUGGUGCUGGAUACCCUGGAGCAAGUGAAAAACUCUCCCACCCCUGCCACUUCCACGGAAUCUCUCAGCCCUUUGCACAACGUUGCCCUCAGGAGCUCCGAGCCUCAGAUUCGACGUAGCACGAGCUCCUCCAGUGACACAAUGAGUACUUUCAAGCCUAUGGUGGCACCCAGAAUGGGCGUGCAGCUGAAGCCUCCAGCCCUUAGGCCAAAACCUGCUGUUCUUCCAAAAACAAAUCCUACCAUAGGACCUGCCCCACCUCCCCAGGGUCCAACAGACAAGUCAUGCACAAUGUAAAAACCAGCCAAGCAAGGCCAUAAAGGGAGGUGACUUAAAAAAGAAAAUGGAUUAGUGACAAAAGUCACUGAUCCAUAACUUUCCUUAGUUUUGUGCUUAUAACUGGAGAUCUUUUGGCUUUUCUAUGUUGUCGAAUGUAAUGUCUGAGACUAGCUAAAUUAACACGGGCAUUUGUAUUUUGUAAUUUUUUUAAAUAACUGGACAUAUGUCAUUUUAAGGACAAUAGAAACACUUAGACUUACUUGAAAAUCCAAUGCUGCACCACUUGUAAUGAAGGCAACACCGCUCUCCACAUUGUACAGAGCUUCAGGUUUAAUGUAGCCCAGCUGAGUCAGAAAGGUUGUGACCUGAAGGCAGAAGAACCCGAAUGCCACACCUCAUUGGAGUAUAGCCAGUGUUGGUCUGUGGCACUUGGGCUGAAAGGUGAUAAUGGCAUUGCGUGGUAGCUGACAAUGAGCACCUUCGGUUCCAUGUGGAGCGGGGUUUAGCUCAUGCAAAAGACUUGCAAUUGUCUCCAUGGGACGAUCCCAGUGGGACUGUCAGCCCACAGCUCGAGUGGGUUGGAUGCUUGCCUCUUUCCUAACAGUUAUUUCCCCGGGUCCAGCUUAAAGACUCGAUGGAAGGAGGUAGAACCUCUGCUGUUACUGCUUGAACUUAACCUGGGAAAGGAGAGGAAGACACCAUCUCCAAAGCUAUUAAUGUCACUCCUUUUGCGAGCAUGAUUAGGCCCCGGAGAUUUCCAAGUCCCCCCAUCUACACUUACAAACGAUUAGAAGGGUUUAAUUUUAAAGACUUUCUGGUUACACUACUCCACGAACUCCUCCAAAGAUCCGUUAUUCAAUAACUGCCUAGAAAAUGUUUCCAUCUCCUCUAAAUCCCUGUGUUCUCCUCUGUGGAAAUGAAGGCAGCAAGAAGCACCUGAGGCCUUGGUUCAUGCAGUGUUCUCUUUUGACUAAAUCACCUAGGUUCCUUUAAACAUGCUACAAAGCCCAGGCAUGGUGGUGCACACCUGUACUCCCAGCUACUCGGGUGGUUUACACAGGAGGAUGGCUUUGGGCCUAGUAGUUCGAGUCCAGCCUGGGCAGCAUAGUGUGAGACCCUGUCUCUUAAAAAAAAAAAAAAUGCUACAAAGUCCUGAUGAUCCUAAAUUUGAAAUCCCAACUGUCCUCUCCAUUUGUCUUUGAGCCAACCCUGAACUGGCCCUGGUACCUGAGUAAGAGCCAUGCAGGGCCAUCAGCAGAACAUGGCCUUGUGGUUCUCACCCAGUUGUGUACCUCACAACCACAACUUCUUUUUCUUUGUCCCUUUUCCCCUUUUUGGUUUUGGUUUUGUAUGUGGGCUCUAUGUAACUCCCAUAGUCAGCUGAACUCUCAAUUGGAGACCCUCUUUCUCUGGCAUCCUAGCACACAGGCAAUUUUUUAAGCCUAUAUUUAUGCUACAUUUUCCCCCAUCUUAAGAAAAUUUGCUUUGAUUUCCAUUCUCCUACUAGCAGCAGCUGAUAUCACCUGUAGACCUAUGAGCAUUUUAUCUAUUCUAUCAUUGAAGUUACUGAUAAAGAUUUUUGUUGUUGUUGUUGUUGUUGGGAGAAAUGGAUUUCCCACAACUAAUCCCUCUGGCCCACCAUUAAUUUCCUUCUUGGUUUCAUUUCAAACUGGCAGCCAAUUGCACGCCCAUCUAAGAGCUACACAGUGUAGAUUUUACUUCAUCAGCCCAUUGGUGAAUGCAUCGUGCAGAAAAGAACUGGGAUCUGUACUAAAAUCAAGAUCAUUACUUUGAUCUCUACCUCAGUUUGCCAGUGUAGUCAUUCUAUUGCAGGAAGAGAUUAAAUUGAUGAGAUAUUGUUACUUUCAGAGUCACACUGCUGAUUGCUUGCCUGGGGCCUAAUUUCACAAAUGAAUAGUGACUUUUUUCCCAUGUAUUUCUAGGUAUGGUAAACUUUUAAACCUCCAAAUUUUCAGAGCCAUACUUUUUGCCCAUUUUGAAAAAGAAGCCCAGGACAGCACCUUGUCUAGCCCCUCCCCAUUUCUCCUGAGCUUUUGGGGUCCUUCAGCACCCUUGGACACCGUGGAGAUCCAGCCAAGACUGAGCUUUGAAUAGCACUAGCCCUUUUAAACAAUCCUCACAAAUUCCUUAGGAAUUUAAACUUUCCAAAAUAAUCCCCCACUUUUUUUUUUUUUUUUUUUUUUUUUUGAGUUGGAGUCUUGCUCUGUCGCCCAGGCCAGAGUACAGUGGUGCAAUCUCGGCUCCCUGCAACCUCCAUCUCCCGGGUUCAAGCAAUUCUCCUGAGUAGCUGGGAUUACAGGCGCCACCACCACGCCCAGCUAAUUUUUGUAUUUUUAGUAGAGAUGGGGUGUCACCAUGUUGGCCAGGCUGGUCUCAAACUCCUGACCUCAGGUGACCCACCAGCCUCAGCCUCCCAAAGUGCUGGGAUUACAGAUGUGAGCCACCAUGCCCGGCCAUUCCACCACUUCUUUAAAAUAGUAAGAAUUCUUAAAAACCAUAUUCCUUGUUUGAUGGAAGAGUAAGAUGUUAACAGAGGGCAUCAAAGGGCCAGAGGUGUCUUUGAAUUUAUUUUUUUUCAAUGUCUUUUCUGAGCUUCAGCCUUAGCUUUUCAGAUCUUCCUCCUACCUGUUCAUUUAUUCAGCCUUCUAUCUGGUCAUCCUCCCCAGCGGCUCCUCUCUCUGAUGUGUCCACCUACGGUGGAACGAGGAUUGCCUUUCUGUGCUCCCCAUCAGGACUUUGCUGUCUUGGCCGGCAGGAGUCGUGCUGCUGCAGAGCCUCACAGGCUGUGCCUUGUUUCAGGAAACAGCUCCUAAUACUCUCCCAUCACUCACUUUACCUGUCUCCAUCUUAUUUCCCUAUACUCCUAUUGUCAGCUUGAGACUUUUUUUUUUUUUCAAUUCCAAAUGAAGGGUAUGACCUCAGAGUGAGUGAGGACUCAGUAAAGACUCACCUCUCCUUACUUGGUUUAUUAAAUGUCUUCAGAUUCCAGAGAUAAGACAAGGUGGCCACUUCACAAAGAAUCCAGAAUCAUGCUCAGUAAAGCUCAUUAAAAGCCACUGCAGCUGAGAAGGUUCACAGCCCUUCUUUAUAGCCACAGAGGCAGCACACAGGGGAGGUGGGAAGACACAGGGAAACGAGAGAAGAAGGAUAAUGAGGCCUUGAGGUGUUCUGCCCCCAAUUUCAAGGAGCUUAUCAGGCUUCAUGUGCAAUUUGGGGAGGGGAGCUUUUUGAUGGUGGGUAAAUAAUGGCUCUACAAAGAUUACCUGACUCCACUGACACAAGAAUAUGUAUUCUCAGCUGAUAUAACUGUGUGUUCACAUCCCAUCCAUAGAACUCACUGAAGGAGAUUCAUCAAGUCAGCCUUUUGGACUGGGUUGGGGUUUGGGGAGUGGAUUUGGGGAUAGAGAGAAAGGUGUACUUAGUACACAUUUUCUAAUGGGCGUUACGUGAACUGUUUGAACCUGCUGAGUGGCGCUUUGUAGAGCUCCAUGUUCACGUUCAGUGUCAACACCAUUCAACAGCUUUGCACAUCUUCGUACAACAUAAUCUGGCUUUGGUGCCCCUUGAGCCACCUGUAGAAUAAUUUAUAGCAGGGUCCCACAAUCUACUGCAAUGAUCGUGAACAGUUAUCAGUGGAUAUAGUGCUCCAAGAGUCAAAUUGUAUCCGUUAAGGGUUUUCUAACUUUUGCUAUCCCCCCCGCGACCAAAAAAAGGGGGGGUUUAUAAUUUAAAGAAAAGGAAAAGAGGCGUGGGUUGGUAGUUGUGUCCUUAACAUUUAGGAAUGACAUAGCCUCUGGAGUCUACAAACUGAAGAAACUUUCAUCUGAUCAGCCUUGGAAAUCCAAAGUUAAAGAGCCUAUGUGUCUCUUGAGGCGGGGGUUAGAGGAUUCAAAUUUGGGAUGAUGCUCAUUGAUUCCUGACCAUAGCAGUGAGAGGCCAUUUUUUGUGCAGGAAAUGUGCUUAGGACUCAGUCUUGUUUUCGAUUAUCCACCACAGAAACCCUGAGACACAGAGCAGCUUAGAAGUCUCUACCCAGGCGUAAAUAGAGCUCCCUACUCCAGACCACCUGCCACCCACCUCCCAAGUUGAGAACACAAGCUCCAGCUGGGCUGGAGAGUCAGGCUUGGUGCAGGGUGACUUUGGCGAAGUUUUGUCAGAUCCAUAAAGCAAACUGGAAUUUGAGCUUUCACUUACCCUAGUAUACGUUCUUAAAAAAAAAAAAAAGUCUAUGUGGUAUAAUCGAGAUGGAUACCUGUGUCUUUAAAUUACGUAGGGAAUUUUGUAUGUUUAAAUAAUUGUACUGGGUUCCAUAAUGCUUAUCUUAGAAACUUUAGUAAAAGAAAAUAUAUGAACCGUGCAUUUGUGAAUGCCCCCCUUAGAGCAUUCAUCCAAGUUCAGUGUGUAGUGUGAUGGUUAUUAUAGAUAUUUAAAGUAUAGUAAGUGGCUGUGUAACAGGAGAGACUGCUGUUUACCUACGUACUGAAGGGUAACUGCUGCCCGCGUAAUUAAAUCAGUAUUGUCCUUUCCUGUCGGUUUGAUCAAUUGCGGUACCGGUAGCUUCCUGCUUGUGACUGUUACCUAAUUGUGUCAAUGUACAUCUGUAGUAUGUACAUGUGAAAGUGCCUUUCUAUUUUAGAGGAGUUUUAGCCUUGCUCUUGUACCGUUGCCCCGCUCUGUGCCCCACCCCCACCUCCUCCUCCCAAUUCCUGCUGCCCACUCGAGUGUUUCGAAGCUUCCUCCCUGUCCCCCACCUUCCCCAUCCCCGCCUUCCUGUGCCUCGGUGCUCAGUAAUGUCCCAUCUCACCUCCCUGUCGGUCCUCAGACUGUCUCGUUUUCCUUGUAGACGUGAUUGUGCCUUUCUCACCCCUGUGUCCUCCCAUCCCACCGCAUCAGUCCCCCGCUCAUGUGCUGCUGACAGCAUCGCAUUCGCCCGUGCUCUGUACUGCCUCUCACCAUUUCAUUCCCUCCUCUCUGAGGUGAAAAUAAAGGGGGAUGCUUUUACAGUCUGGAAAGAAAAAAAAUGUUUUGUUAAUCUGUUGUGACAAUGCACUUUUAUGUAUAGUACUGUACAUUUUUGGCAUGUACCAUUACAGGCUUCAGUAUACAGUCAGGUUUGUUCUUCACGGUGUAUCUUUAUAAUAAAUAAGAUAGUUCUGGCUGCCUUUGUCUGCUUCCAGUUUGAUGUGCAUCUCUGUGGUGUCUUUGUUCCUUUCCUUUCAUUCAUCACUACUUUCUCCUUGACAGCUAGCUUGCAUUAAAUAAUGUGAAACUUUUACCUUUAAAAUAUUUUUUUAUCUCACUUUCAUUUCUUGUUCAUUUGGAAAUAGGGUGUCCUGCACAGGGCCCUGCCCAUGAAGCUGUGGUUUUUCAGUCAUGGUUUGGAGGCUCAAUGUGUAGUCAGAGAAAAGAGUCUUGGCAGACACUUAACUGAGAAGCUGAGAGUGUACAAGCCUCCUAAACAUACACCAGAUUGAAAUCUUUCUUUUGAGAAAGACUCUAGUUAACCACGGCAAGCCCAUCUUUGGUUUCAUUUGAAUAAAUUGAAAAAUAAUCCUUAGGUUAUUUUUCUGUGCUUAGAACUCCCCGUGUAUUGGUAUUUUUCUUUACUUUUUUUUUUUUUUUUUUGAGACGAAUCUCUCUGUGUCACCCAGGCUGUAGUGCAGUGGUGCAAUCUCAGCUCACUGCAACCUCCCCCUCCUGGAUUCAAGCGAUUCUCCUGCCUCAGCCUCCUAAGUAGCUGUAAUUACAGGCACCCGCCACCACACCCAGCUACUUUUCGUAUUUUUAGUGGAAACGGGGUUUCACCAUGUUGGCCAGGCUGGUCUCAAACUCCUGACCUAAAGUGAUCUAUCUACCUGCCUCAGCCUCCCAAGUGCUGGGAUUACAGGUGUGAGCCAUUGCAUCUGGCCAGGUAUUUUUCUUUAAAUAUAAAAAAAAGAUAACUUGAGGUCUAGCAAUAUGUAGUAGAUAGCUUUGUAAAACAAUGUAAGUUGUGCAAGAUUGAAUAUUGAUAAGAUAUAAAGUUUAAAAAAUGACAGGCAAAUCAAGGAAAAACACUUUUUAUUAAAGUGCAGAAUACUAACAAAAGUGUGCAAAUCAUUAGUGUAACAGUUCUCACGAGCUGACACACUGAUGUAUCCACCACCCAGUUUAAGCAAUAGCACAUUAUCAGCAUCCCAGAAGCUACUGUGCUCAUGCCUCUGUGAAUGUAUCAGUAUCCUGACUAAUCACACCAUGGUGUAGUUUUGCCUGUCAUCUUAGCUUUCUAUAAAUGGGUUCAUACAGUAUGUAGAUUUUGUGUCUGGCUCCUUUUGUUGAAAUGUAUGUUUGUAAGAGUCGUCAUUGUUAGUAAAAUAGUGGUUUUUCCAUUUUUACUGCUAUAUAGAAUUCCAUUACAUGAAUAUGCUCAAUAUUAUAUUUAUUUUAGUAUUUCCUGAUUAAACUUUGGGUAGUAUAUGCAGAUAUCUUUAAACAUGGAGAAAUGAAUGGGGGGUGAGGGACCCACCUGUCAAAGGAAUUGUUUUCCCAAACUAUGACGGAAUAAUGUUGAACUAACCUGUUGACCGGAAGGCCUACUCAAAGGCAAGGAUACUUUUCUUUCUUUCCAAAAAAGCACUGUCUGAUAUGGAGACUGGAAAUAUUCAUAGAUGACACUGAAACUAGUUGAAGCUUUACUUGAUGCUUAUCAAGUCAUGUUCUCUUACCCGAUGCUGGAUGCUUUUUCUUCAAUGCCUACUUUAGGACCACAGAGUUGGAUUUAGAGGCUAGCCCACCAGGAACAAAUGCCCAAAUCAGUCUGUAGAGUUGUUCCAGGAAAGACUCCACCAUCCUGCUACCCUCAAAUCUUAAGCUCCUCAGCCUGCCACGACCAUCUCCUGUUGAGAAAAUUGCGCCUGCCUCCCCAUCUCUCACUCCCGAACCAGAGUCCCAACGGGGUGUAACUGGUCGUCAGUUCCCACAGUUCAUAUGCCUGCACCCUGUAAGAAUCUUAGAAAGGCAGAGCAAGGGUGUUUGCUGGCUUCUGCCUUGAGUAGUUGGGACUCCUAAAAAGGAAAAUUCCCCAAGUUUGACCUAGAAUGUCAAAAAGGUCCUAAAAGCACAGAAUGAUGGUAAAUUCUAUCCACAGGCCAUAUAGCCCUGGAAAAUAUUGGGAAACUGAGGCAUGGGUUGGUAAUUUAUUGAAGUUUAGUAAACGAAUUUGAAUUAAUUAGGACCAGAUAAUCAAUUUUUGGCUUACUUAUACUAUAGUAUAAGCAAAUAAGUAUUUAAACUUUAGUAUAAAUAUUUUUGCUCACUUAAUAAUCACGGUGAGGUUCAUCACCUCUUCAGUAGCCUUUUAUCUGUUUCUACAUAGUAAAUAGAAAACUUGCCUUCUAUAAUAAAAACAAAAUAGUUUUUCUAUCAAGGUCAGUCUCAGCAAGAGAAAUGGGACUGGGCUGGAUAUCAACACAUGUGCUUGUGUGCAUGUGCACGUGUGUGGGUGGGAGGGUGCGGAGGGGUUGGGAAGAGAGAUUGCUCCUCCCGCAGUGCUGAAACAACAUGCCUUGUUCAGUAUUAACAUCUUGAAGGCAGUUAUGGCAGCAUGAUCCAGGAGAUCGUCAGCUCUAGGAUAUUUGCGAUCCAAUUCUGGCGACUUAUGGAUGGAUCCUUCACACCCAACAGCUGUCUAUCAGGGGUGCUUCCGAGGGUCACUGGGUUUCUUUUAGCUGCUUGGCUGUGCAGCUGAAGUUAGGACUUUUGAUGAAUUACCCUCUCAAUGAUGGUGUAUUGUUCUAAUCUUCUGUCUCUGACAUACCCAAGGAACCCCUUGUGUAAAAAUCAUGUCCCUCUAAAUGCAAGUGGAUGAUUGUGCCAAUAAGCCAGGAGAGAAGGAAACAUCUUCAGUGGUCCAGUGGCACAUUCAAAAUUGUACAAUGACAUGACAUUAACUCAAAAAUGAAGUUUGAGGUUCUGGGCCUUUGAUGGACUGCAUCUAUUAAAAACAAAAAGUGGUGUCUCAUGCCUGUAAUCCCAGCACUUUGAGAGGCCAAGGCAGGAGGAUCAAAAAAUGCGAAUUUUUAUAUUUUUUUGUGAGAUCCCAUCUCUACCAAAAAAAAAAAAAAUACAAAAAUUAGCCAGACAUAGUAGUACAUGCCUAUAGUACUAGGUACUUGGGAGGCUGAGGCAGGAAGAUUGCUUGAGCCCAGAUGUUUGAGGCUGCAAUAAGCUAUGAUUGCACCACUGCACUCCAACCUGGGUGGAAGAGUGAGAAGCUAUCUCAAAAAAAAAAAAAAAAAAAAAAAAAACAUGGUCAAGAUUUGUAAUAGAAAUUGCCAUUUGAAUUUUGGUCUGUAAGCCCAAAGAUUGUUACUGUGUUAGUAACUAAAUAUUACGAGAUGCAUUAGGAAAAGAAGGAAAAGAAAUUUUAAGUAAGCCAAAAAUCUAUUAUAUAGUCAUAAGUCAAACUCAGUUACUAGACUUCAACAAAUACCAACCCAUGCCUCCAUUUCCCAAACAGAAAUAAUAAUAUGAACAUCUUAGUAUAUUGUCUUCUAAUCCUUACAUUAUGUUAUUUUUAAGCAGAGUCAAACUCAUAUUCUGUAUAUAAUUGUAUAUACAUUGGGUUUUUCUCCCUUAUAGCAAUUCACACUAGGAGUCUCAGUCAACAUGAUUUUUUAAUGGCUGUAUAAUAUUCUAGCGUAUGAACACAUCAUUAUUUAACCAUUUUCCUGUCACUGAGUGAGCCUGUUUGAAGGUUUUGUUUUUUUUUCAAUUGAAUGUUAUGUUGUGGUGAGCAGCUCUGUAUAUAAUAAUUAAUUGUCUGUGUUUGGAUCAUAAAGUUAGCAUUGACUCCAAAAAGUGAAAUCACUGGGUCAGAGGAUGCAAUUAUCUGUAAGGCUCAUGACAAAUAUUGCCGACCUGUUUUCCAGCAAAGUUGUACAAAUUUACAUCCCUGCCAGUAAUGCAUAACAGUACACGAGUAUAAAACAUGGUCAUGUUUCUUUACCAGUGUACUAGGUGAGUGAUAGGCUCAAUGCAAAUUCUUAGCAGUUUGUUAAUGUGCACACCCACAUUUCCAGAGUACAAAUCUCUAUUUCACUCACCUCUGUGUCCUAAACUUCAGAUGACUCUUUAUUGUUUCAGCUAAACAUCAGCAAACAGAGAUUUUCCUCAGGCACCUUAAGCUCAACAGACCCAAAAAUUAAACCCACUUUGUUUCAUUCCAAAAAAUAUUCUGCAGCCCCUCUACAUCCUCCAAUCUGUUCCGCUGCCUAUCUCUGCUCUAAGCUAAUUCUGUGCACCAUUCCCCUUGCCACAACGAUUGCCGUAGCUUCCACGGUGGUGUGGCUGUGCCCACUGUCUCCUCCUUGAAAUGAUUAUCUACACUGCUGCCAAUAAAUCAUCUUUCUCAAAAACAAAAUGAGAAACCUAACAAACAAUCAUUGAAAAUGUACCAUGUACUGACAUCGUUUUCCUCAACACGUUGCAUGUCAAUAGCCAACAUGUAUUGAGUACCAGACUCCAUGCUACAAAUGUUAACCCUCAUAAGAAAGCCAAGAGAGCCACAGUUAUUAUCAUCAUCUUUAUCCGUAAGAAAAUUAAGCCGCAGGAGUUAAACACUUGCCCUGGUCACACAGCUAGAUAGUGACAGAGCAGGAUUUGAUUCCACGCCAUCUGGUGCUGGAGGCUAUGCUCAUAACCACUGCUGCAUUCUGACCUCUGUAACAUGCUCAUGUCAUUACCCUGCUCAAAAGCCACACGUGGGUCCCCACUGCUGCAGGACGGCAUACUACUGUGUCUUAUUCAUCUUUGUAUCUUCAAGCCUAAUGCAUCACUAACUAAAUAGCAAAUCGGCGGAACUGAAAUGAAUUCAAUGUCUGCCGCUUUGACCUCAGCCUGCCAUUUCAGCCUUCCUGCUCACCACCUCCUCUUCGGAACCUUUAGUUUCAGCCAUAGCAAGCUACCUUUCUUUGAAAAUGUGAUGCUGUGUGCUCCCUCCGCAUAUACUUCAUGUCAUUCCUCAGCCUAAAAUGUCCCCUACUUCAUCCUGACAACUGCCUGUUGAAAUUAUAUUCAUCAUUCCAAACCCAACAAAAUGGUUACAUCCUUCAUGAAGGGUUCCCCAAACCUCCCAGCUGGCAUUAAUUGUUCUGUUACAUUUUGUUUUCAUUAAAUCAGGCUCCCUUCCGGGGAUCUAGCUGUGAAUGAGACACACAGGGCUCCUGGUCUCAUGGAGUGUACUUCCUGGUAUGAUUUAAAAAAAAAAAAAAAAAAAAAAAAACCACUACAUAAGCCAACAGCUAAACCGGCAAAAUAAUUUCAGGUGUUGAUAACUGCUACAAAAAGCAAAAGUGAAAUAAACAGGGUGAUAGAAUUUAGAGUGUCUAGGAGAAGCAUUUUAGAUGGGACAGCUUGAAUGCCACCUUGGAUGUGGUAGCAUUUGAGCUAAGACCUGAAUAAUGAGAAGGAACCAGCCAUGUGAAAAGGAAGAGAAAGACCCAAGCAGAAGGAACUGCACAUGGGAAAACAGGACCAUGCUCACGUGGUUAAAGAGUCAAACACAUUCACUGUGACUGUACCACCAUAAGCAAGAAGCCCUGGAGAUGAAAAUAAAGGCCAGAAUGUGGACAGAGAUCAGAUUUUGGAGGCCAAAGUAAGGUACUUAAAAUUAGCCGGGCUUGGUGGUGCACAACUGUAAUCCCACCUACUCGGGAGGCUGAAGCAGGGGAAUUGCUUGAACCCAUGAGACGGAGGUUGCAGUGACCCGAGAUUGUGCCACUGCACUACAGCCUGGGCGGCACAGUGAGACUCCAUCUCAAAAAAAAAAAAAAAAGUAAGGUACUUAGAUGUCAUUCUAAGUUCAAGGAAAGCCAUUGGAAGUUUCCAAAAAGGAACAUGACAGCAUCUAUAUUUUUAGAAGAUGACCCUCAAAACCACAAUGAGAUAUCACCUCAUACCCAUUAGGAUGGCCACUCUCAAAUGAUCAAACUCCAGAAAAUAACAAGUAUUGGCCAGGGUGUAGAGAAACUGACACCCUUGUGCACUGUUGGUGGGAAUGUAAAAUGGUAGAGCCACUAAGGAAAACAGUGUGGAAGUUCCUCAAAAAAUUAAAAAUAAAACCCUCAUAUGAUCCACCAAGCCCACUUCUGGGUACAUAUCCAAAAGAAUUGAAAACAGAAGAGAUAUUUGCACACUCAUGUUCACGCAGCUUAAUUCACAAUAGCCACAAGAGAGAAGCAACCCAUGAAUGGAUGAAUGGGUAAAGAAAAUGUGCCAUACACAUAAAAUAGAAUAUUAUGCAGCCUUAAAAAAGAAGGAAUUCCUGUCAUAUGCCACAAUAUGGAUGAAACUUAAGGAUACUAAGCUAAGUGAAAUGAGCCAAUCAAUAAAGGACAAACAUUGCAUGAUUUUACUUCUAUGAGAUAUCUAAAGUAGUCAAACUCUUAUAAACAGAAAGCAGAAUGGUGAUUGCCAGGGAUCGGGAUGAGGAAGAAAAUGGAAAUUGUUGUUCAGUGUUUACAGGGUUUCAGUUUUGCAAGAUAAAAAGUUCUAAAGAUCUGUUGUCCAACAAUAUGCAUGCAGAUAACAUCAUAUUAAACAUGGUUAAGAUAGUAAAUUUUAUACUAUGUAAUUUUUUAACCACAAUUUUAAACAUCACUGUAGAUGUUGUAGUUGUGUUUGGGGUCCACGGGUGGGGAGGAGCUUGGGAAGGAAUGGCAUGAGGGAAGUGAGAGACCACAAUUAAGGAGCAACACAGGAGAUGAGGGUGGCUUGGACUAGAUAGCCAGGUAGAAGGAGAGGAAGGGAUGAACCGGGGGUUCGUUUCAGAGUCAAAAUCAAGAUUUGCUAAUAAAUUAAAUAUGGGAAUAAAGAAAGAAAAGAAUCAAGAGUGGCUCCUAGUAUUUGUUUGAGCAAAUGGGUGGAAUAUAUUGAUAUAUACUUAAAAAGAAUGACUGGGGAAAGGAAGAAGUUGGCCAGGAUGUACAACCAAGUAUUCACGUUUGAAUUUAUUUAAUUUAAGAUAGGUAUUAGACUUCCAAGUGGAGAAGUCUAGGAGGCAGAUGGACUUGAAGCUCAGGGGAGGAUUUCUGGCCAGAAGGUGUAAAUUUGAUAUUUAAAGCUAUGGGACUCCCGGAAAGAGAAAGAGAAAGGAAGGUACAGAGCACAUAACCAAGCCCUGGGAAGCCCAGCUUGGGAGAGCUUGGGUGGAGUGAGGAGCUGGCAGAGGAGACAGAAGGAGCAGCCAGGGCGGAGGAGGAAAACCAGGAGGAGCAUGUAAUGUGAUCAGUACCCAGGGAAGAAAUGAUUGCCAUUUCUAGUGUGCAUUUGUUAACAUAAAUAUGAUAAUAAAAAUAGUUAACAUUUGUUAAAUAUAUAUAUUUUUUUCUUUUUCUUUUUCUUUUUUUUGAGACAGAGUCUCACUCUGUCACCCAGGCUGGAGUGCAGUGGCAUGAUCUUGGCUCACCGCAACCUCUGCCUCCCAGGCUCAAGUGAUCCUCCCACCUCAGCCUCCCAAGUACGAGGGAUUACAGGUGCAUGCAACCAUGCCCAGCUAGUUUUUGUAUUUUUUUGUAGAGACGGGGUUUCACCAUGUUGCUUGUUAAGGCCGGGCACGGUGGCUCACGCCUGUAAUGCCAGCACUUUGGGAGGCCGAGACAGGCGGAUCACCUGAGGUCAGGAGUUUGAGACCAGCCUGGCCAACAUGGCGAAACCCCAUCUCUACUAAAAAUACAAAAAAAUUAGCCGGGUGUGGUGGCGCCCGCCUAUAGUCCCAGCUGUUCGGGAGGCUGAGGCAGGAGAAUUGCUUGAACCAGGGAGGUGGAGGUUGCAGUGAGCCAAGGUCACGCCACGGCACUCCAGCUUGGGUGAUAGAGUGGGACUCCGUCUCAAAAUAAAUAAAUAAAUAAAUAUAUUAAAAAAUAAACAAGUUCAGGCUUGUUAAAUAUUUUUUAUGUUUGUUUGUUUGCUUUGUUUUUUUUGAGACGUAGUCCCGCUCCGUCUCCCAGGCUGGAGUGCAGUGGCGCGACCUCGGCUCACCACGACCUCGGCUCACCGCAACCUCUGCCUCCCGGUUUCAAGCGAUUCUCCUGCCUCAGCCUCCAGAGCAGCUGGGACUACAAGUGCGCACAACCACACCCAGCUAAUUUUUUUGUAUUUUUAGUACAGCCGGGGUUUCGCCAUGUUGGCCAGGCUGGUCUUGAACUCCUGACCUCAGGUGAUCCACCCGCCUCGGUCUCCCAAACUGUUGGCAUUACAGGCAUGAGCCACCACGCCUGGCUGAGUUAAAUAUUUUCUAUGUGCCAAGCACUGUGCUAACUGCUUUCAUAUUAUCGGAUUUAGUCCUGUAAGACCGGAAUCAUUAUUAUCCCCAUUUUUCAGAUUAAAACAAACAAACAAAAGCUGAGGUUUAAAGAAAUUAUCUCUUGUAAAAUCACACAGCUAACAAUUGAGCCAGUAUCUGGACCUAGAUCUAUUGCCUACAGAGCCGCACGUUUAACUACUGUUAUCUUGCCUCCUUAUUGCUCCACACACUUGAAAUAUAAAUUUUUAAAGACAUUUUAUUCUUUUUUGUCUUCAUCAGAAUUUAUUGAAUCCUGAUUAUUUUUUCCUUAAUGUUGAUUUUGUAGACUCAUUUGCAGGAAGAACAAUGUCAGGUGGAGAGAAGGAAUUGAAUGAAUAUUUUUAAUAAAUUUGUAGAUGUUAAUAUGAUUUACUUAUUUGCAAUUUUCAUAGCUAUAUGAUAUUCUAUCCCAUUUCCAGUGUUUUUGCUCUUUUAGUAGCAAAUACUCUGAAUCUCUGCAUAUGUUACUCAUUUUCUAUCAUCCUAUUCCUUGUGAUGGAUACCCAAGGGUACUCAUCUACAGGAUGAAAGGGUAUGAGCACGUUUCUAGGUGCCCUGACCCCAAGAUUAGGGGUUUUGUUAGAGGCAAAGCUAAAAGGAAAUGAUAAAAUAAAUGAAUAUUUAUAGAAGUUAAAUCUAUUAAUCUAGCCUUAUUACACCGAGUACAACAGGGAAUAAUAAGCCAUCUAUCUGAACGUGCACGGUUAGGGCCUCAAGGAAAGUGGGCUCAGCAAUGAGUGUUGGUACACAUGGAAAAUCACAUUUGCCAUGUUUUCUAUGGCUUUGGGCUGCUGCUGCAUCACUGCAGUUUAAUAGGAGGAGGCUGGUGAAAAUGUUACCAACUGCCAGGGGUCAAUGGCGAAAGAACACAUUUCUCUAGGAAAGAUUACCUUCUCUGAAGAAGUGAUAGGGGGAAUAAGGCAUAAAAUUAUCUGACCUGAGAGACCUUAACAGCUAGGCCUGCACUGCUCAUGCUUUGGGACCAGAAAGCGGAUGGUUUGAUAUGGUAGCUGCACUUCUAAAAAAAAAAGGGGGCAUUCUUGGCAGGAGAAAGGGUGUUACAUGGAAAGAUCAGCGAUAGUACACACGCCUUCCCAUAGAGUGAGGUGGCUUUCCCACCCCUCAACACUCCUUCAGACCCCCACUGUAACAAAGGGAUGUGUCUACCUCUAAAUUCAUCAUUUACUGAACAAAUAACUCAUGAGGGUUACCAUAUGUCUGACACUGUAGGAAGAGCUGAAGCAGGGCCUAAAACACUAUAGUGCAAGUAUCUGUUUACACAUCUGUAUGAGAGUAAUUGAUGCUAGCUGCUGUAACAAACAACCCCCCAAACUCAGUAACACAAUCAAGCUGUAUUUCUCCUUCACAUCAUAGCCUGGUGUGGGUCAGGUAGGUGACUCAGGGUUCUAGGCUCCUUCCAUUUUUUUGUCGCUGCCACACUGGAAAUGGGAUAGAAUAUCGUAUAGCUAUGAGAAUUGCAAAUAAGUAAAUUAUAUUAACAUGUACAAAUUUAUUAAAAAUACUCUUUCAAUUCCUUCUCUCUGCCUGACAUUGUUCUUCCUGGAAAUGAGUCUACAAAAUCAACAUUAAGGAAAAAAUGAUCAGGAUUCAAUAAAUUCUGGAUAGAAAAAAGAAUAAAAUGUCUUUAAAAAUUUAUAUUUCAAGUGUGUGGGGGCAAUAAAGAGGCCAGAUAAUAGUAGUUAAAUGUGGGGCUCUGUAGGCAAUAGAUCUAGGUCAGAUACUGGCUCAAUUGUUAGCUGUGUGAUUUCACAAGAGAUAACUGAUGCUAGCUGCUGUAACAAACAACCCCCCAAACUCAGUAACACAAUCAAGCUGAAUUUCUCCUUCACAUCACAACUUGGUGUGGAUCGGGCAGGUGACUCAGGGUUCUGGGCUCCUUCCAUUUUUUUUGUUGCUGCCACCUUAGUACGUGGCCACCAUGAAGAGGAAGAGAAAGCACUUGCAAUGAUGUGAGGUUUUCUGUCUUGGUAUGGAGGAGACAUGAAUCACUACUGUACAUGUCCAAGUCACAUGGCAAGGGAGGCCAGGAAAUGUCAUCUUCCUAUAAUGCAAGAAAAAGAACCCAGGGCCGGGCACAGUGGCUCACGCCUAUAAUCCCCACAAUUUGGGAGGCUGAGGCAAGAGGAUUGCUUGAGCCCAGAGCAAUUAAACACUGCCUGGUGCAUAGUUAGUGCUCAAGAAUUGUGCUAUAAUCAAUGUUACUAAAUUAUCUAGGAUUAGAUGUUUCUAAAUUAAAACUAUUUCCUGCUUUGUAUUUGUCCUUUAUUCCAAAAACUUAAAAAUUUCUCAUUUCUGGUUUGUCAGGGAUGAAAUACUAAAGCAACUUCAUGGAUUGUGAUUUCAAGUAUAUGAAAAGUUUAAGACCCAAUUGCUUUUGAAGGAGAUUCAUCUAGAAAAACCAGGGAUUCAAACCCAACACAUCGGGUGCUAAAGUCUACCCUCUUAGUUGACAUAGAAUUAAAUUAAAAUCAGUAUUGAUUGGAUUAUGCUUUGAUAAAAAUGUAACUUCAUUUAAGUCUAGUAAAUAAUUAGGAUUAUGAGGUCAGGAGUUUGAGACCAGCCUGGCCAAUAUGGUGAAACCCCGUCUCUACUAAUGAUACGAAAAUUAGCCGGGCAUGGUGGCGUGCACCUGUAGUCCCAGCUACUCGGGAGGCUGAGGCAGAAGUAUCACUUGAACCCGGGAGGUGGACGUUGCAGUGAGCCAAGAUCGCACCACUGCACUCCAGCCUGGGUGACAGGGUGAGACUCCAUCUUAAGAAGAAAAAAAAAGCAAUUACUUUUGCACCAACCUAAUAAAAAUGAAAAAUCCCAAUGAAAAUGCAUGAAUAUCAUGUGCCUUGACAACUUACGGAGCAUUUGGAACAUGUCAAACAGUAAUCAGAGGUCAGGUUGAGGAAAAAAUGAUAAGAACCCUCUCUGCCCCACCAUUCACAUCAUUCAGUGGAUCUAUGUACUAAAUCUAGCCAGUGGGUUGUGAGCAAAAAUGAUCUGUGUCACUUGUGGGUUAAAAUAUAAAAGAGUGCUAGGCACACUGGCUCGCACCUGUAAUCCCAGCACUUUGGGAGGCUAAGUGGGAGGAUCGCUUGAGCCUAGGAGUUCAAGACCAGCCUGGGCAACAUAGCAAGACCCCAUCCCUACAAAACAGUUUUUUAAAAAACUAGCUGUAGGGCAGGCACGGUGGUUCACACCUGUAAUCCCAGAACUUUAGAAGGCCGAGGUGGGUGGAUCACUUGAGGUCAGGAGUUCAGGACCAACCUGACCAACAUGGUGAAACCCCAUCUCUACUAAAAAUACAAAAUUAGCCAGGCGUGGUGGCGCAUGCCUGUAAUCCCAGCUACUCAGGAGGCUGAGGCAGGAGACUUGCUUUAACCCAGGAAGCGGAGGUUGCAGUGAGCCAAGAUUGCACCAUUGCACUCCAACCUGGGCAACAAAAGUGAAACUCCAUCUCAACAAACAAACAAACAAACAAACAGUAGCUGGUUGUGGUGGUGUGUGACUGUGAUCCCAGCUACUUGGGAGGCUGAAGUGAAAGGAUCGCUUGAGCCUGGGAGGUAGACGCUGCAGUGAGCUGAGAUCAUACCUCUGCACUUCAGCCUGGGUGACAGAGUGAGAUCCUGUCUCAAAAAAUAAUAACAAUAACGUAUGAGAGAGGAUUCAAGCUUUCCAAGCAGUCUCUUCCCCUGCCAUGGCACUCAUAGAAGCCUCCCGUUAAGAUGGCAGAGCUGUAAUGCUAGAAAAGCACAGACUGUUAAGUCACUGCAUGGAGGAUGGUCAUCCUGGAGAAUUGUUUGGACUCGAGUGGACUCUACAACAGCAGGAAAUAAACUACUGUUAUAUCAAGCUACUGACAUUGAGAAUUAGGUUGCAUAGUUAUGCCACAGCAUAAUGUAGCCUUUCCUGAUGCAUACAAUUACUUUUCCUUUCUUUUUUCUUUUCCCUGGAGUUCAUAAUUACCUUUGUUUCAUUUGCUUAGCUUUCUAUUUACAUAAAUAGGUAAAAAUUCCUUCUCAAAAAUCUUUUACAGAAGUGUUCUCAAACUCAAUGCAUUGAAACAUGCUAUAGUUUAUAAAUCUUGGAUCCAUCACUUAAAGAGGCAUUUGACCUGUUUCAGUAUGGAUAAGUUGUUCUCUAAGUCUACUGCAUAGCUGAGAGCCUAAGAUCUCUGGGGACUCACUCCACUUUUCUCUUGAGUUGGUUCCACUAUUUCCUGGAACCUCAUACAGCCAUCUCAGCUAGUCAUGACUGACCUAGAUUUAACACAGUAUAUCCUUAAUCAGCUUCCUGAUUGAGAGUGUAUUUUGAGACAUUCCAUGUCUAGAAAGUGUCUUUAUCUCACAUGUAAUUGUGAUAGUCUGGCUGAGUAUAAAAUCUUACUUAGGAUGUUAACUUAAAAUCAAUGUGGUCAAGGAAAGGAGGAAAAAUAUGUCCUCCUAGUAAUUCCCAGUGUAAGUGGAAAUGACCCAGCCCUAGAUUUACUUGGCUUUAGUUUCCAUCACCAUAGAUUUCUCAAUCAAAAGGCAAAUAUAUCUCAUAUGUCGGAAGAUUAAUGUAUGAAUAAUCAGUACCACUGGCAUAUGGCUACUCUCCUAUUUUCCUUACCCCUUUGUCUUCACAAGGAAGCCCAGACUCUGUUUGCCAGUGGCUGGGUCCUGGGGCCGAUAACUUCAAGCUAAACAUUCAAUAUCAGUAUGGUAGGUGAGGAAGAUUUUCUCAGAGUGGCUCAUUAUCUGGAAAGUGUAAGAAUGAGGUGGCAGAAAGAGGUAGAAACAGCAUGAAAAGGCAGAGCCAAGGAGAGAUCGACAAACAAGAAGGAUUGUGCCCAUAUUUCUCUAUUCUCUCUAGCAUUAUGAAUCAUUUCCCCUCAGGAUUUUGGAGAUGUUGCAUCAGUGUUGCUACCGAACAUUCCAAAGCCAUUCUAAUUCUGUUACUUUGUAUGUUCUUUUUUUUCCCUAUACAUAAUUUACUAUUGCAUGUUUUUCUCAGGGUUUCUGAAAUUUCAGAAUAUCCUGAUGUGGAUCUAUUUUGAUUCAUUGUACUGAAGACCAUUUCAGCCCAUCUUACACUUUGAUUCUGGAAAGUCUUCUUUUCCCUGGAGCUUAUAAUUACUUUUAUUUCAUUUGCUUAGCUUUCUAUGUACAUAAGUAGAUAAAAAUUAAUUCAUUCUCAAAAUCUUCCACAGAAAUGCUUUCAAACUCAAUGCAUUAAAAACAUGCUAUAGUUUAUAAACCUUCUUGGAUCUAUCAAGGAAGAUUUAUUUGAUUAUUUUAUCUCCUCCAUUCCAUCUGUUUUCUUAUAAUUCCUAAUAUUUGGAGGUUGGACCUCAUGAACUGAUCCUAUAAUUUUACUAAUUUUCCUCCAGUUUUUCAUCUAUUUGACUUUUUGCUCUAUUUUCAGGGAAAUAUCCUCAACUUUAUCUGCUAACUCUUCUGUUAAGUACUUUAUUUCUGCUCUCAUGCUUUUAAUUUCCAAAAGCUCUUUUUGUGAGCUGGCUGUUCAUUUUUUUAUAGAAUCCUGUCCUUAUUUGACAGGUCCUAUAUAUUUUUUUAUUUUGAGAUUAUUAGUGAUAGUUCUUCUAAGUUUUCUUCUCUCUGCACACUGUAUUUCCUCUAAGUUGCUUUUUUAAAUUUUUGACCUGUGUUUGCUUUGCUUUCGUUUAUGUUACAGGCUUUCCUAAAAUUCCUGGUGAUCCUUGGCUAUCUGCUCGAAUUUAAAAACAAGCACUAAAGAAGGGCACUAAAAAACAGAUUGUCAUAGCAGUAUUAUCCAUAAUAGCCAAAUGAUAGAAGCAAUGCAAAUGUCCAUCAACAGAGGGACAAAUGAAUAAGCAAAUGUGGUAUAUUGAUACAAUGGAAUACUAUUCUGUAAUGAAGAUGGGAAAGAACGGAGUACUGAUACACGCUACAACAUGGGUAAACUGAAAACAUUAUUACGUGAAAUAAGCCAGUCAUAAACCACAUAUUGUGUAUAUUUUAUCCAUAAGAAAUGUUCAGAAUAGGCAAAUCUAUAAAAAUACAAAGUAGAUUUGUAGUUGCUGAGGGCUGGGAAAAGGGUUUGGGGAGAGAAAUGACUGCUAAUGGGAGUAUGGGAUGUUCUUUUGGGGCUGAUAAAAUGUUCCAAAAUUCAUUGUGUGAUAACUACACAUCUGUAAAUAUACUAAAAACCACUGAAUUGUAUCCAAUAAAGUACUAAAUUGUAUGAUA